Molecule: messenger RNA, 1441 nt
Organism: Nerophis lumbriciformis (worm pipefish)
Lineage: Eukaryota; Metazoa; Chordata; Actinopteri; Syngnathiformes; Syngnathidae
Gene: ddah2
Product: DDAH family member 2, ADMA-independent
Source: RefSeq, a predicted model, not a curated record
AGAGAUUUUACAAAGACACAGAGUCCCCAACCUCAAACAAGCCAACGUUUAAGGAAAGGCGGCUUAUUUUGAAAUCCACAACCGGAUGUUGUAUAAUUCAACAGGAUGAUGGGCGGGAGGUGAAUACCAGCAAAAGGGAAAAAAGGGGAUAACGGGAACGGCCCUGUUUGGGAAAAGACAUCAAACGGUUGGGAACGUGGACCUUGGCCUGGCCUAGACGCUUUAAAGUGGUUGGACAUUUUUCUACCUUUUUGUAAGAAUCCAGGUGAGGAAGUAGCAGGUGAUGAAGGUGUCUCUUGUCUUUUCUUUAGGACCCUAAAAAGUCCAACAGCAGAGUGUGAGACCAGAAGUUGCUUCCAUUUCUUGCUGUUGUUUUUUUGUUUUGGCACUUUCUUCCUCCGCUGGGACGCCCACAGAGAUGGCCAACAUGUGCCCGUAUGGCCUUUACACCCACGCCGUGGUGCGCGGCAUCCCGGAGACUUUUGGGAAGGUGGUGGGAGACAACGACGAGAACAAGGAGGUCUCAGUGGACCUGGCCAAGGCUCAGCGCCAGUUUGGCUGCCUGACGGGGGCCCUGAGGCAGAAAGUGGGACUGCAGCUAAUCGAGAUCCCCGCCGACCCGGAACUGCCAUUGAGCUGGAAGAUAGAGGACGUGGCGGUGAUCCAGGGGCACACGGCGCUCAUCACCAGGCCCUUCAGAGAGCAGAGACGCAGUGAGGCAGAGAUGGUGCGGAGGAUGUUGUCCGAGCUCGGCGUGAUCGUGGUGGACAUGGACGACACGCAGGGAAACUCUGAAGGGGCCACGCUGGAGGGCAGUGACGUGCUCUUCACAGGGAGGGAGUUCUUUGUGGGCAUCUCCUCCCACACCAACCACAGAGGAGCUGAGGUGCUGGCGGACACUUUCAAGGACUUCUCCGUGUCCAUCGUCCCGGUCUGCGGCGGAGCUCGGCUGAAGCAGGUGUGCUCCAUGGGAGGCGCCGACACCAUCAUCUUCAGCGACAGUAACGGGGCCAAGAGGACUCUCAGGAUGAUGGAGCAGCUGGCAGAUCAUCACUAUAACAUCAUCACUGUGCCGGAACAAUCUGCCGCCAACUGCAUUUACAUAAAGGGUCCGUCCAAGAAAGACUUCCUGCUCCACAGGUCGGCAGAUGAAUGUCCUGACAGCAUGUCUGCCCUCCAGAAGCUGCAAGACUACAACUUCUUGCCUACAGCAUGCAGUGAAGCCUCCAAACUAGGAGCAUCGCUGUCCUCACUUUGCCUCCUCGUCAAUAAGAAGCACACUUAUUUCUGAUUGUAUGUGAAAAAAAACAAAAGGUAUCACUGCAGGGUGCAAGCAGGGGCUGUUAAAUGAAAAGUAUAGUUGUUCACCAAGUACACUGAAUGACAUGUCUCUACUAAUUGCAAAAAAACAAGCUCACCUAGCAGUAGUUCCACUUUCACA